Prunus armeniaca (apricot) is the source of this 492-nucleotide messenger RNA. The record is from the annotation of a GenBank genome assembly. Lineage: Eukaryota; Viridiplantae; Streptophyta; Magnoliopsida; Rosales; Rosaceae.
AUGGACAGAAGGUGGAUACAGAACCCGAACAGAUGCGCAGACGAAUACUUGGAUGGAAUCGAGGAUUUUAUUGAGUUUGCACGUAGACACAACCGGGGUGCAACUAGAAUUCGUUGUCCUUUUAGGAGGUGCAACAACACGUUAUGGGAGACAAUUGAAAAUGUUGGAUUUCAUUUAGUAAGGAAUGGAAUGAUUGAGACAUAUAGCAUUUGGAACCUUCACGGGGAACAAUUAGAGCAUGCUUCGUCUUCAAAUGCCACAAGAGUGGACAAUGUUCAACCUAUUGUGGAUGCUAAUGAUCAAGUCAUGGAUAUUAUACAGGAUGUUUUUCCAUUUGCAUCGACCAACAUGAAUCAAGAAGAGCAAGAUGAUGUGCCUACACCAAUAGACAGUGCGGAGUUUGAACAAUAUGAAAAAUUGUUAAAAAAUGCCAACCAAGAGUUAUACCGGGGUGCGAGAGCUUUUCCGUUCUCACGGCCAUUGUGGAGCUAA